This is a messenger RNA of Impatiens glandulifera, 2545 nucleotides long. RefSeq names its product putative respiratory burst oxidase homolog protein H. The transcript has 13 exons. Gene Ontology annotation, molecular function: peroxidase activity; NAD(P)H oxidase H2O2-forming activity; calcium ion binding. The coding region runs from base 1 to 2478 and encodes 825 amino acids. The record is from RefSeq and is a predicted model, not a curated record. NCBI's taxonomy places the organism in Eukaryota, Viridiplantae, Streptophyta, Magnoliopsida, Ericales, Balsaminaceae. Gene Ontology annotation, cellular component: plasma membrane.
AUGGAAUCUAGAGACAAUUCGGUGAGAUGGAUUCUAGAGGGUCUCGAGGUUGAAAAAACCGAUGACGACAUCUCCAUUCAUAUCGAAACAACUCCGUCAUCUACAAAGGUAAUAAGCUCGGUUAAGCAUGGAAACCGUCCUAAGAUGUCUAGAACACAAUCCGGAGCUGAAAGGGGAUUCAAGAGUAUAAGAUUCCUCGAUAUGACAGCAGGUAAGGAAGGAGACGGUUGGAAGAAGAUCGAGAAACAGUUUAAUCUAUUUGCAGUUCAAGGACGACUCUCCAAAGACAUGUUUGGAGCCUGCAUUGGAAUGAAAGACAGUAAGGAAUUUGCUGGAGAAUUGUUCGAGGCAUUGGCAAGGCGCAGAGGAAUCGAUGUUGAAGAAGGAAUCACAAUUCAAAACAUGAGAGAAUUCUGGGAAGACAUGUCUAAUAAAGAUGUUGAUGCCCGUCUCCAAAUUUUCUUCGACAUGUGUGACAAGAAUGGAGACGGGCAGUUAUCGGAAGAAGAAGUCAAGGAAGUGAUCAUAAUGAGCGCAGCCGCAAACAAGCUGUCGAAUUUCAAGCAACACGCAGCAACUUACGCAAGUUUAAUCAUGGAAGAACUCGACCCAGAUCAAUUAGGCCACAUAGAGAUGAGACAGCUCGAGAUUCUACUGAGGGAGAUGGUAGGAUCCACUUCCGUCGAGAGCAACAAAGACACCAUCGCCAGGAGAACGAAAACGCUGGCGAGAACCAUGAUUCCCAGACGAUACAGAACUCCGGUCAGCAAAUUCUUCUCGAUUGCUAAGGAAGCAAUUCAAGAUAAUUGGAAGAGGGUAUUGAUUCUUACAUUUUGGUUGGCCAUAAACAUAGCCCUGUUCAGUUGGAAGUUCAAUGAAUACCGGCAUAAAGGGGUGUUUGAAGUCAUGGGUUAUUGUAUCUGUUUCGCCAAAGGUGCUGCCGAGAUUCUCAAGUUCAACAUGGCUCUUAUUCUCUUACCUGUUUGCCGAAGAACACUAACGACUCUUCGCGAGACGUUCCUUGGACGUUUCGUUCCUUUCGACGAUAACAUCAACUUCCACAAGAUAGUUGCUCUUGCUAUUGUGAUCGGAACGUUUAUUCAUACGCUGAUGCAUGUGACUUGUGACUUUCCGAGAAUAGAAUCAUGCUCACCGAUCAAAUUCAAUAGGAUUCUUGGGCCUGCGUUUAACUACAAGCAACCUAGUUACGAAGAGCUUCUUGAGAGCAUUCCGGGUGUAACUGGCGUUCUUAUGAUUAUUCUGAUGAGUUUUAUCUUCACCUUGGCUACCCAUUCAUUCAGGAGGAACGUCAUAAAAUUGCCAUGGCCCUUGCACCAUUUGGCUGGAUUCAAUGCCUUUUGGUAUGCACAUCACUUGCUGGUCAUCGUCUAUAUCCUUUUCAUCAUUCAUGGAUACUUCCUGUUUCUCACCCACCAAUGGUACAAGAAAACGACAUGGAUGUAUGUGGCAGUACCUAUACUUUUGUAUGCUGGCGAGAGAAUCCUUCCAUCUGUCAAUGAUAAAGAUCAUCGUGUUACAGUCAUCAAGGGUAUAGUGUACAGAGGAAAUGUCUUAGCACUGCACAUGAGCAAGCCUAAAGGAUUCAAGUAUAAAAGUGGGAUGUAUCUCUUUGUCAAGUGCCCAGAUAUAUCUGGUUUUGAAUGGCACCCGUUCUCCAUCACUUCUGCACCAGGAGAUGACUAUUUGAGUGUUCACAUCCGUGCAUUAGGUGACUGGACCAAUGAACUGAAGAAUCGUUUUGAACAGGUUUGUGAAGCUUCGACUGCACAAGAAAGGAUGGGGCUGGUCAGAAUGGAAACUAAAGCAUUUACUGGCUUAAACUUUGAAGAGACACAAGAAGGGUAUCCAAGAAUUUACAUAAAAGGGCCCUAUGGAGCCCCAGCACAAAGCUUUGAGAAGUACGACAUUCUUUUGCUCGUUGGCCUGGGAAUUGGAGCAACUCCUAUGAUUAGCAUAAUCAAAGAUAUCCUCAACCAUGUCAAAUCAAGUGGCGUGGACCCAGAAAUGGAACAUGCUCAGCCAUCAGAAGACAACAAAAGUGGACCAAAAAGAGUAUAUUUCUACUGGGUGACAAGGGAACAAGGAUCAUUUGACUGGUUCAAAGGAGUCAUGGAUGACAUAGCAGACUAUGAUCGCGAUAAUAUAAUAGAAAUGCACAGUUACUUGACUAGUGUAUAUGAAGAAGGAGAUGUUCGAUCUGCUCUCAUCUGUUUGGUGCAAUCCCUCCAACAUGCUAAGAAUGGAGUGGAUGUCGUUUCAGAAAGCCGGAUAAAAACACAUUUUGCAAGACCCAAUUGGAGAAAGGUGUUCACUCAAUUGUCAACUGCACAUGCGGCCUCACGAAUUGGUGUAUUCUACUGUGGAAGUGCUACACUUGUUCAACAAUUGAAGGAUCUCUGCCGAGAAUUUAGCCAAAACACAAGCACCCGCUUUCAGUUCCACAAAGAAAACUUUUAAAAAUAACAUAUUUUUUUUUUGUAGCAUAUUAUUUGCAUAUUUAGCAAUUAUUUCUGUAGGUAUGCCU